AUGUCCACCAGCAGCACAGGCACCCACCAAAGGCCGAAUCUCUGGUCGUACGUGAGCUUUUCGUCGGCUCGUAACCGCGCAUCCUCCCUCACAUUCCCAAAGCGCGAAGAUCGCGAUCCGCACGAGAAACCAGACCGUCACAGACAAAGACCCGAGUCCAUGCAGGAGAAACUGCAAUCCGCGUGGAUGAAUCAAGGCACGAGGGCACGGUAUAUCAAGACCGGCUGCUUGAUAUUUUUCGUGCUUGCCAUGCUAUACUACAUUGUACCAGGAGGACGAUAUGCGGGCUCAAUAGUACCUGGCGCGGGCAAGUUCCCUGGUGGAGACGUUGCUAGCGAUCCCUCAGUAGCGACUUCGAAAUGCACGCGCAGCUACUCGAAAGACAAGCCCUUGAUUCAAUAUGCGCUUAUGAUUGAUGCCGGCAGCACCGGCAGCAGAAUUCAUGUUUACAAGUUCAACAACUGCGGACCUACACCAGAGCUCGAGGAUGAAAUCUUCGAGAUGACGGCGAAGAAAGAGGGCGGAUCUGGAUUGAGCAGCUACAAGGGCGAUGCUGAAGGUGCGGCUAAGAGCUUGGAUGUGCUGAUGGAUGUUGCGGUGAAGAAUGUGCCCGACAAAUUGAAGGGCUGCACACCGGUCGCUGUCAAGGCAACGGCUGGUCUGCGGAAACUUGGUCCUGAGAUGAGCGAUGCGACUCUCAAGGCUGUGCGGAACAGAUUGGAGACUCAGUACCCAUUCCCAGUUGUUAGUGAAGAGAAGGGCGGCGUAGAAGUCAUGGAUGGCAAGGACGAGGGUGUGUACGCCUGGAUCACCACCAACUAUCUCCUCGGCAAGAUUGGCGGUCCUGACAAGACUCCGACAGCCGCGGUGUUUGAUCUUGGUGGUGGUAGCACCCAGAUCGUGUUCCAGCCAACGUUCAAGGAAGCCGCAGACGGGGGUAUGCCGGAGCAGAUGCAAGAGGGUGAUCACAAGUACGAGUUGAGCUUCGGCGGACGAGACUUCACGCUCUACCAACACUCAUACCUUGGCUACGGAUUGAUGGAAGCACGAAACAACUUGCAUCGUGUGGUUGUUGAGGGCAUGUACGAGAACAACCAGGAGUCGACACUCUGGCUGAACAAGCCUGUGUCGAACCCGUGCUUUGGUAUCGGAAUGAGCAAGGAGGUUGAGGUGCCUCUGAGCGAAGGGCAUCCUCUUGGCAAGACUGUCACUGUCAACAUGACUGGCCCGCAAGUUGGAAGCCCGGCGCAAUGCCGUGCGUUGGCUGAGAAAACCCUUAAGAAGGAAGCCGACUGCAAGCUUGCACCGUGUGCUUUCAACGGUGUCCACCAACCAAGCCUUGAGAAGACAUUCUCUCGAGAAGAUGUCUACCUCUUCUCCUACUUCUAUGACCGCACCCAACCGCUCGGCAUGCCGGAAUCCUUCACCCUCAGAGAAUUGAAGGAUCUCACGGCACGAGUGUGCCAAGGCGGAGACGCAUGGAAGGUCUUCCAGUCCGUUCCCGGAGCCAUGGAAGAGCUCGAGGACCGACCAGAGACCUGCUUGGACCUGAAUUUCAUGUUGGCGUUGUUGCAUACCGGCUAUGAGAUGCCAAUCGACAGAGAAGUCAAGAUCGCGAAGAAGAUCAAGGGUAAUGAGCUGGGAUGGUGUUUGGGAGCGAGCCUGCCUCUGCUUAGCCAGACGUCGGGCUGGAAAUGUAAAGUAUCGCAGGUAUCAUAG
This is a messenger RNA of Zasmidium cellare ATCC 36951, 1719 nucleotides long. RefSeq lists its product as uncharacterized. The coding region runs from base 1 to 1719 and encodes 572 amino acids. Lineage: Eukaryota; Fungi; Ascomycota; Dothideomycetes; Mycosphaerellales; Mycosphaerellaceae. Gene Ontology annotation, molecular function: UDP phosphatase activity; GDP phosphatase activity. Gene Ontology annotation, biological process: nucleoside diphosphate catabolic process; protein N-linked glycosylation. Gene Ontology annotation, cellular component: membrane; Golgi apparatus. The transcript has a single exon. The record is from RefSeq and is a predicted model, not a curated record.